CAGUGACACGGGCGGUGACAGGAGCGCCGAGCUCUCCCCUCUGGGCUGGCAGUGACCCCCGGCAGGGAGCCGGAGCCUCCCCUGCCCUCCGCGCCUCGGCGGGAUGGACGAUCCAGGCCUUUUCCCACCGAAAGCCGCUCCCUGCUGCCCGUAGCCCCUCAGCCGGAGCUGCAUCCCUGCUGCGCCCCGGGAAUCUCCAGCAUUCCCGUCCCUGCGGAUGCUCCGCGGGAGGGACCCCGGAGGGCUUUCUGCAGCGUCACAAAACUUUGCCUCGGCUCCGGAGGAAGGAGGGAUGUGACCUGGAAAGGAGGAACAGGAAAAACGGGAUGUUGCUGCAGCUUGGAAAAGCUUUUUUUGUUUUUUUUGGUGUUUUUUUUUUUUUUUUUUCCCCCUCCUUGUCUCAGGAUCGCUGCAAGGGAUUAUACAAACGAGAGCGGGAAGCUGCAGUCCAGGGGGGUGCCAGAAAUAGAUUUAUUUCUUUCUUUCUCCUGCUAGAAAUGAAGAAAUUUGGGAGCCCGUAGAGGCUGUGCCACAGGCACCCCCACUUUUUUGCUUGCCGAGGCAUUUGCAUUCCUCUGGAAAGUGACAUCCACCUGCAAGGGGAGUUGCCAUGUAAUCCCAAAGAACAAAAACUCCUGGAAACAUCUCCGUGCCGCUGAGCCAACUCCGGAGAGCCCCAAGUUUGGAAUAAGCAGGACGUGUCCUGGCUCUUUUCGGAUGCGAGAGGAGAAGGAUCGGCCGGGAAGAUGUUAAAUAUUAAUAUUUUACCCAAUCGCCGCCAUUCGUGGAUUUGCUUCGAUGUGGAGAAUGGCCCGUCCCCGGGGCGCAGCCCGCUGGACCCGCAGGCCAGCUCCUCGUCGGGACUCGUCCUGCACACGACAUUCCCGGGCCACAGCCAGCGCCGGGAGUCGUUCCUGUACAGAUCCGACAGCGACUAUGACCUCUCACCAAAGACCAUGUCCAGGAACUCCUCCCUGCCGAGUGAACAACAUGGCGACGACCUGAUCGUCACACCUUUUGCCCAGGUGCUGGCCAGCCUAAGAAGCGUGAGGAACAACUUCACGCUUCUCACCAAUUUACACGGCACCUCCAACAAGAGAUCUCCAGCCACGAGUCAGCCACCUGUCACCAGAGUGAACCUGCAAGAGGAGCCCUACCAGAAGCUGGCCAUGGAGACGCUGGAGGAGCUCGACUGGUGCCUGGAUCAGCUGGAGACCAUCCAAACCUACCGCUCCGUCAGCGAGAUGGCAUCCAACAAGUUCAAGAGGAUGCUGAACCGGGAGCUCACACACCUGUCCGAGAUGAGCCGCUCCGGCAACCAAGUGUCCGAGUACAUUUCCAACACUUUCCUGGACAAGCAGAACGAUGUGGAGAUCCCUUCUCCCACGCAGAAGGACAGGGAGAAGAAGAAGAAACAGCAGCUCAUGACACAGAUCAGCGGGGUGAAGAAACUAAUGCACAGUUCCAGCUUGAACAACACCAGCAUCUCACGGUUUGGGGUGAAGACGGAAAAGGAAGAUCACCUGGCCAAGGAACUGGAAGACCUGAAUAAGUGGGGCCUCAACAUCUUCAACGUGGCCAGGUACUCCCACAACCGCCCUCUCACCUGCAUCAUGUACGCCAUCUUCCAGGAGCGGGACCUGCUGAAAACCUUCAAGAUCUCCUCGGACACGUUCGUGACGUACAUGAUGACGCUGGAGGACCACUACCACUCGGACGUGGCCUACCACAACAGCCUGCACGCCGCCGACGUGGCGCAGUCCACCCACGUGCUGCUCUCCACCCCUGCCCUGGACGCUGUCUUCACGGACCUGGAAAUCCUCGCUGCCAUUUUUGCGGCUGCGAUCCAUGACGUGGAUCACCCCGGGGUCUCCAAUCAGUUCCUGAUCAACACAAAUUCCGAGCUGGCCCUGAUGUACAACGACGAGUCCGUGCUGGAGAACCACCACCUGGCCGUGGGCUUCAAGCUGCUCCAGGAGGAGCACUGUGACAUCUUCCAGAACCUGACCAAGAAGCAGCGCCAGACCCUCAGGAAGAUGGUGAUUGACAUGGUGUUGGCCACUGAUAUGUCCAAGCACAUGAGUCUGUUGGCUGAUCUGAAGACGAUGGUGGAAACUAAGAAGGUGACCAGUUCAGGAGUUCUCCUUCUGGACAACUACACGGACAGAAUACAGGUUCUCCGGAAUAUGGUACAUUGUGCAGACCUGAGUAAUCCCACAAAGUCCCUGGAGCUGUACCGGCAGUGGACGGACAGGAUCAUGGAGGAGUUCUUCCAGCAGGGAGACAAAGAGCGGGAGAGAGGCAUGGAAAUCAGCCCCAUGUGUGACAAGCACACGGCCUCCGUGGAAAAAUCCCAGGUGGGAUUCAUUGACUACAUCGUCCAUCCGCUCUGGGAGACCUGGGCUGACCUGGUGCAGCCCGAUGCCCAGGACAUCCUGGACACUCUGGAGGACAACAGGAACUGGUACCAGAGCAUGAUACCUCAGAGCCCGUCCCCUCCCCUGGAGGAGCGGGGCCAGGACUGCCAGGGCCUGAUGGAGAAGUUCCAGUUCGAACUGACGCUGGAGGAGGAGGAUUCGGACGGGCCGGAGAAGGACGGCGAGAGCCUCGGCUACUUCAGCAAUACAGAGACGCUCUGCGCGGCCCGGGCCGGGGAGGAGGAGCCGCCGAGGGAGGCCACCAUCGAGAUCGUGACAGAAGACACAUCUCCCGCCGACACAUAAUGGCCCGGCCCCGCGGGAGCGGCUUUCAAACACUUGCGGAGCUUGCGAGCGGCCUCCGACCGCCCCUGCAGCCGGGGCCGCGGCCUCUGCCGGGGGGUGACAGAUCCUCCAGCUGCUGGAGAUUGGAGUCAGGGUUACAGACGGGGUGGGGAACGAUUGCUCAGGAAAUGCACGGGUGAUUUGCGUCGUGGUUGGAGCCCCGUCAGCCGAGAGCACCGCCCGGUCCCGGGGCCGGCUUGGGCCGGGCCCGCGGCGGCGCUGACGCGCGGCCGAGGGAUUUUAUACUGUUAGUCUUGGAGUUUGUACCGGUUAGGCCGAUAGAAACUACUGAUCAAUAACUCAUAUCCGACCUGUCCACCCGACCACCUGUCUGCAGACCUGUGUGCCUUCUUUGUAAACACUUUCAUGUCUUUUCAAGAGUCUCUUGAUCCAACGCACGGAGCUGGGUAGUCCAAAAGCGACGCGAGGUGUUUCGGAAUCGACGGCUACUUUUUUGGAUUCUUCCUGUUACCAGAAGCAGUCUUCCUGGUUUUGUUUUUUUUUUCCACGGGCAAUACCUGUCACUUUAUUGCAGUUAAUCACUUUGACAGACUAAACAGAAGGGGAAACCCUCUGCUUUGCAUUACUGCACCUUCGACGUGUUCCUAAUCCCCCCGGUGACCCGUCGGGAGUCACUCGGCGCCGUUCCCUCGCUGGGAACGGCGGGAUUUUUUUUCCUCCCCGGGGUUUGGGUUUGUGGUGAGCAGGACAGAGGGCAGGGGGUUUUUUUGUUUGUUUGUUUGUUUGUUUUUUCCCCCGGCACAGCUCAGUCCAUCCCUGAGUAAGCGUGGCAAGGCAGCGUGUGACACGCCUUCCCCCUCGGCAGCUCCCUGGUAUUUGCACGCUCGGAUAUUUGUGUUUUUCUCUGGCCUCUCGUCCACGUUCCCUAGGUUUAGGUCCACCAUCCUCCUCCUGCACUGCCUCGAGCUCUACCACCUCCAUUACUGUUUAUAACAGUGUAUUUAUUACCUACUGUACAUACUGUAAUGUUUUGUAAGUUAUUAAUUUAUAUGAAUUAGCAUCGCCUGUCGGCGGCGAUGUUAAUGGGGUAGAAAACUCGGAAUAAGAGUUGCCUUUUUUUUUGUUUUGUUUUUGUUUUUUUUUCUUGUAACCUUUUGUAUUGCAUAAAGUCCAAGAACCUGAACAUAGCUGAAGAGACAGACACAACCCAGGAAGGGCAUUCGGGUGGCAGCCGCCCGUGGGGAGGGGACGCCGCGUCCCAGGGCAGCAAAUUUGGGAAUUUGCCAGGAAGGCGGAGAGGGGGAACCGAACAAAGAACUCCCCGCGCCCCCCGGGCCUGGCUUUUUUCAAUGUCACAAUGUUACCAAUUUCCAAACAACCCAAUGUGAAUUUCUAUGACAGAAAACAAAAAAAAAACACCAACAAAAACCAACAAAAAAAUGUGAACUGAUGUAAUAAUUGUGCUGUGAAACUUCCUCUGACAAAGCUUGUCCGGCAUCGUGAGCGGUGUCAAUCUCAGUUUGUAAAAUACGUUUCAAGCUUUCUGGUCCAACUCGUGACUGAUUAGUUCAUGACAAUAGCACAGUUGUGCAUGAUCAAUGGGUUUGUUUGUCUGUUGAACACUGCAUUGUUCCAGGUGGUUAUUUUAUUGUUCCCCAAAGUUUCACACUAUGUAUGUUAUAGUAUUCUAUAUUGUGUUCAGACGCAUUCUUAAGAGAUUUUUAUAUGAAGUGAAUAAAAUGAAAGCAUG
Molecule: messenger RNA, 4473 nt
Organism: Hirundo rustica (Barn swallow)
Lineage: Eukaryota; Metazoa; Chordata; Aves; Passeriformes; Hirundinidae
Gene: PDE4B
Product: phosphodiesterase 4B
Exons: 15
Coding region: 747-2723 (658 amino acids)
Biological process (GO): signal transduction
Cellular component (GO): cytosol; perinuclear region of cytoplasm; nucleus
Molecular function (GO): 3',5'-cyclic-AMP phosphodiesterase activity; transmembrane transporter binding
Source: RefSeq, a predicted model, not a curated record